Leucoraja erinaceus (little skate) is the source of this 1718-nucleotide messenger RNA. RefSeq names its product zinc-binding protein A33-like. The record is from RefSeq and is a predicted model, not a curated record. Bases 92 to 1048 code for a protein of 318 amino acids. Gene Ontology annotation, molecular function: zinc ion binding. The transcript has 6 exons. Lineage: Eukaryota; Metazoa; Chordata; Chondrichthyes; Rajiformes; Rajidae.
GUACUGCAGAGCUCUAUGAUCUUUGCUGCAGAGGGAUCGGCAGCUCCCCGAAAGUGAAAGCAUUUUGAACCAGGAAGCGGCGGGAGUCGACAUGGCUUCCAAAGAUCAGGUCGAGAGUUGGACAGAGGAGGCAAUUUGUCCCAUCUGCCUGGAUUUCUUCACUCAUCCAGUCUCAUUGGAGUGUGGGCACUACUUCUGCCGCUCCUGUAUCACACAGAGUUGGGACAGGGAGAGGAAAUACUCUUGUCCGGAGUGUAGAGAGGAGAUCGUGGACCGCACCCUCCGGGUUAGCCGGGCCUUGGCGAGACUGUCUGAGAAAGCGAGAACAUUGAGCCUGAAUCGGAAAGAGAAGGAAAGUAAAUGUCACUGCGAGAAACAUCAGGAAGAAGUGAAGCUGUUUUGUGAAACUGACAAGAAACUGAUGUGUGUGAUUUGUGCAGCUGGACAGGAACAUGUAAAACACCGCUUCAUGCAGAUAGAAGAAGCUGUUGAAAUCUACAAGGUUCAGGUUAAAUCGUCAUUUGAAUCUCUUACAAAGAAGAUAUUGGAGAUCCAGCAAAUACAGCAGCUACAGAAACGGAAGAUUUCUGAAGUUCUGGAACAGUCACACAACCUUCAGUCAAAGAUCAAAUCCCAGUUUGCUGAACUGCAGCAGAUUCUGACUGAGAAAGAACAGUGCCUACUGGCAGAUAUCCAGGAAGAUGAGAAGAGAAUUGUAAAUAAAAUGGAGUGGAAUGUCCGAAGGAUUCAAGAGAAUUUAAAUUCACUUCAGGAGGAACUCGCAAAGUUACAGGAACAGAUGGAUCAAAAGGACCGUGUGAUAUUUCUGAAGGAGGAACUUGGUGGAAAGAAGAGGGUUAGUGAUGAAUUCAAAACAUUGUCGGUGACAGAUGGAGCCUUGCAGAUUGAAACAUUUGAUCACCACUUUUUGAUUAGCACGUUGUGGAGAGAAAUCUACGCCAUUAAGCGAGUCUCCGUCACCAUGGAUGUGGAAACAGCGCAUCCGCAGCUCGAGGUGUCUGAGGAUCGGAAAGAGCGUGAGAUCUAACUGGGCCGUUGGGAGUCUCCCUGACACCGGGAAGAGGUUUACGGUCAAGCCGUUUGUUCUGGGAUCGGAGGGGUUCACAUCGGGGAGACAUUACUGGGUGGUGGGGGUGACGGCGGGGAGUUGGCACUGGAGUCUGGGAGUCGCCGCAGAGUCUGUGGAGAGAAAGAGAGGUGUCACACUGACCCCGGAGACUGGAUUCUGGAUCAUCGGGCGGUCGUGUGGUGAUGGGUUUGAUGCAUUCACCUCCCCUCCACCCCCUCUCCGCGACCGUCCCGUCCCCUGGAGGGUGGGAGUUUAUCUCAGUUACGAGUCCGGGACAGUUUCAUUUUACAACGCGAACACCAAGUCCCAUCUCCACACGUUCAGUGGGAAUAAAUUCACGGAGAAACUUUAUCCUUUCUUCAGGAGUAAUGAUGGAAGCUGGGUGAGCAUCUGCUCCGGUUCUGCUCCGGAUAGGUAAAAUGGUCGGGUCCCAGGAGCGGCAUCAGGAGCGGGGCUCAGCCUGGGGCUGUGGGGCAGAAACCCGGUGGACAACACGUCGGCGCUGAACGAUCGGCUCCCAUUUAAUCCCCAAUUUCCACGUCGUGAAACAAGCCCCAGUGAGUGCGGGAAUAAAAUUAGGGGCAAUGUAAAUGUGGGAAGAGUAAAAUAAACAGCAACUUAAAUCAGA